CAAAAUAAAUAUUUUGAAAUUAAUUUGAUUCUAAUGAGUAUUCAAACAAGAAUAAUUUUCAAAUGAAGCUUUAAGCACCCUAUAUUCAAUAUCCCAUUAAUAGUGUAUAUAGUUAAUCUGUAUUUAUGUAAUAAACAUAACCUCCGAAACAAAACAAAACAUUCGACAUGGCUACAAAGUUCGAUGCGGCUUUAUAUAAUUUUCGUAAGAAAUGUCCUUACAUAGGCAAAGAUCUCCUCCGCUGGUUUCCAGGUCACAUGAACAAGGGACUGAAACAAAUGCAGCGAAAACUAAAAUCUGUAGAUUGUGUAAUAGAGGUUCACGAUGCUAGAAUUCCAUUCAGCGGUCGAAAUCCUAUCUUUACCAGCACUAUAACUGGUGCUAAACCUCAUAUACUAGUUUUUAAUAAAAAAGAUUUGACGAUACCUAAGCUCCUUCCCAAAGUUAAGGAUCAGUUACGUGAAGAAGAAGGCAUACAAAAUGUAGUCUUCACAAAUUGCAAAGACCAAAGUUGUCGAGGUCUUAAGAGUUUACGACCUCUCAUAGUAGAUUUAAUCAAAAAUUCGAAUAGGUAUAAUCGUAGUGAAGAGAUUGAUUAUAAUGUGAUGAUAAUCGGAGUGCCCAACGUGGGAAAGUCGUCACUGAUCAAUAUGUUAAGAAGCACCUACAUGCAUGUGAGACAUGCACUUCCAGUGGGAGCCGUAGCUGGAGUCACAAGGAGUUUGAUGACAAAGAUGAAAAUAAAUAACAACCCUAAGAUUUUUAUGUUUGAUACUCCAGGUAUUCUAGAGCCGUCCGUGAAAGAUGUAGAAAUGGGUUUGAAGCUGGCCCUGUGUGCGUCUCUCCAGGAUCACUUAGUGGGUGAAGAGGCAAUCGCAGACUAUCUGCUUUACUGGCUGAACAGUCACAACAACUUCAAGUACGUCGACUACAUGGGACUCUUGGAGCCCUCCGACGAUAUACAUAAGGUACUAAUAUCCGGUGCUGUGAAAUUCAAUCGAGUGCGAACGACACGCGACUUUGACGGUCGAACGAGGACCGUGCCUGAUGUUUUGGAGGUCGCCAGGGUCAUGAUCAAAGCCUUCAGGACGGGAGAGUUGGGGAAGACACUGCUGGAUGUGGACAUGCUGAGCCACCGGGAAACGAAGAGAGAAGAUGAGAAAGCGCUAUCAUAGAUUUUACCACUUUAAAUAUAAAUAAAAUGCUAAUAUACGCGUACCACAAAAACAAUACAAUCAACCUCUAAAGAGGUUUUUUGAAACAACUGAACUAUGAUGCAACUAUACUCGUACUACCAUCAGUAGGGUGACAUUCAUGUUGGUAUCCAAGGAGCCAGAUGAGGGUAGUACCCCUUCCCCUCCCUCCAGAAAUUUUAUGACCUCACGUAAUCACUAAUAAAAGUGUUACGAUUCAUAGAAUUAAUUAUGAACGCUAAUAAUGACUAAGAAGCGAUGUCUCGUUUUUGUAUAUUUCACAGGCAUAAGGAACGUUUCAUUCGUCUGUGCUUCGAUAUGACCACGUUUAUUCUCUGGCCAUCUACAUACUCCUCGAUACACAGAUCAAGGCCAGUCGCCAUAUUUGAAACAGAAACACAUCACUUCGUUUAGUAUGAAUCUAGCGGAGAAGUUAUUAAUACUACUGUAGAUAAACCAAACAACUUGUAAUGUUAAUAGGAACUGGUCAGAAGUUAACUUUAUUUGGUAAGGAAAAUGUAAUGAAUCUGUACAUGAUAGUUUGUAAGGUAUCCUGUGUUAUUUCAAUGUAAAUAAAUAUAUUUCCUAUAAAGUA
This is a messenger RNA of Danaus plexippus (monarch butterfly), 1788 nucleotides long. RefSeq names its product mitochondrial GTPase 1. Lineage: Eukaryota; Metazoa; Arthropoda; Insecta; Lepidoptera; Nymphalidae. Bases 168 to 1175 code for a protein of 335 amino acids. Gene Ontology annotation, cellular component: mitochondrion. Gene Ontology annotation, molecular function: GTPase activity; GTP binding. The record is from RefSeq and is a predicted model, not a curated record. The transcript is spliced from 4 exons.